GCAGCGGCUCAUUCAAGACGUUGCGGUGUAGUAGGCUGGUCGCGGUGUUGGCGUUACGCUUAGUUAAACAACUCGGAACUAUGGCAUCCUUCACUCAUGUUCUGGCAUUUGCCUGCAUGUUUACAGUGACUUGGGCCACAACAUACGACAUCCCAUUUACCAGUUGCGAAGGUAUAACGGCGCCCAGCGCGGUGAGGAUGCAGUGCAGUAGCUUCUUACGAGGCACCUGCCUCUUGAAUAAAGGCCAGACCUACUCCAUGCAAGCAGAGUUCACACCCCAGACCUCAGUCGAAGAGAUUGAGAGCAGCGUAGCGUGGAAGGCGUGGGUGGAGAUGCCCUUGACAGACCAAGAUUUUGAUGCUUGCAACAGCCAAAUCACUUGCCCGCUCACACAAGGCUCUCCCACAACCUUCUCCUAUUCACUGCAUAUCCCAAAUUAUUGGAUGAGGAGGAGGUACCCAAUUGUGUGGCGCCUAACUGACGAUGACACGAACACACGCAUUCUUUGCUUCACCGUCAGGGUUCAGAUAACGUCAUAAAACAUCCCUGUGUUAACACCUGUAAAAUAAUGCGCAGACAGAGUAAAAGUAUUUUGUUUAUGAAUUAUGUCACUUGUCUAGGAAGAACUGCACGCGACUAAUUCAAGAAGGAAUCAAAUGAUAAAAACAAGAACAGAAGGUUAUAGAAAGUAGUAGCCACAGAGAAAUGGUAGAACAGAUAUGUAUUUUGGAAGGAUGGUACAUAUUUGGAGAAUUAUUGACCUAGUGAUAUUUGCUAAGGUACAAUACCUUCAAUUGUUGAGAAAGCCGCUCCAUGCAAAAUUCCUUGGCAAGUUUAUUGUAUAUACUUUAAGAAAAUCACCAAACACAAGUUCGAUAUCGUACCAGCCAAAAUGCAUGUAAUUGAUAGGUGAUUAUCAAUAUUAGCAAUAUUCAAUGCCUUUAAUUUUUUGUGGUUUCUCUUUUAGAUAUUCACGGUAAAAUGAACAGUGCAUCUUAUGCGGGAAUUUUCAGUUCCAUCUAACGGAAGGGGAAAAAAUUUGAUUCAGGGGUUCCCUAUUAGAUUUAUGAAUUACAGACCAGGCAACUAUACUCAUUAGCCCUACAUAGACUUCAUUUUUUUUCCGAGGCCAGUCUUCAUUUUCAUGCUUUGCAUGAUUGUAAAUAAAACUAGUUUUAAUUUCUACUAUUCCUUUAUUGCUAUUUUUGUAUUGUACAGUAAUUACAAUAAUAGACGAAAUACAGGUCAUUGAAUUGAUAUGAACAGAUUCACUAAUAAACAAAAUGGUCACUCUAGGUUGGUGACCAUUCUUGAAUCCGUGGGGAUAACUUUGUCAGGAAUGUGUUGUAUCACUUCCAGGGUUCAGUCCUUUCUUUCCUGCAGAUGUUCAGGGAGGUCGAAGCAGACAAAAAAAAAUGUGCACCUACGAGUCCUAUCUGAUGGGCUGUCGUUACCCCCGAAUAAUGCCAAAGGGGGUAAUUUACCGCAAAUUGCAUUUGGUUAAAGGCAUUAUGAAUCUGGAAGAGUACAACUACUGAAGCAAGAUUUAGUGCCAACCAUUAAAUUAUAUUCGACCCAAGAAAUUAAAAUUAACAGGAGACUAGCAAGAUGUUGACUUCUUUAUCUGCUAUAAGAUAUGAGACUGCAAGGUAUUAACAUAUGUAAAGCAAAACUUGAAAUUUUUUAUUUAUUUAUGACUUUAAUAUGAUGUAUUAUUUUACUUAGUGUAGAGUAACGAAGUUACCCAGAGUAACUUGGCCAAUUAUCAGUGAGAAUUUGUAUGAAGAAAUGCCGAUACGUUAACUUAUUCCACCCACAAAUAUUAUAUUAUAAUGCAAAUUUUGUGUCAUGUUUAUAGACCUAAAAAUAAACUAUAUUUUUUAAU
Messenger RNA from Homarus americanus (American lobster), 1885 nucleotides. RefSeq names its product NPC intracellular cholesterol transporter 2-like. Bases 81 to 539 code for a protein of 152 amino acids. NCBI's taxonomy places the organism in Eukaryota, Metazoa, Arthropoda, Malacostraca, Decapoda, Nephropidae. Gene Ontology annotation, biological process: sterol transport. The record is from RefSeq and is a predicted model, not a curated record. Gene Ontology annotation, molecular function: sterol binding. The transcript has 4 exons.